AUGUUUCACCAAGAAGAUGCUGGUUUGAAUGUGGAGAUGGCAAAGCUGGCUUUCUCGAAGGGCAUAUGGAGCUAUGUACGCAAGAUGAACGAUGCACUACGCAAAUACCCUAUGAUGAGGGAUCCUCAGACAGGUCCAGCUGUUACUGCAGUAUCUCUGAUGCAGAAGGUUCCAUCUGAACUGGAAACAAUGAAUAGUCACGCUGAUACUCAGGCUACUGUGACAUCAGCUGCCCCACAGGGAUUAGUCACCGGUGAAGCCAAAGAGAAGAAACUCCGAAGAAGGCCAACCAAGAAAAUUGUAGCAAAUGGUCUGCUUAUUCUAGGGGGUAUCAUCUGCCUGACGCGCGGGCACUCUAGCCUUGGUGCUAAAGUUGGCAUGGCAUAUAUCCUGACAAAGCUGAGAAAACAUGAUGCGAGAAUGUACCAUAGUGUUGUAGGGUUCUUGAUUGUCUCUCUCGGAAUCCUGACCACCUUGGUCCAUUCAAAGACUAGUUCUGAAGAUGUUUCGGCUUUGAACGUAAUGUUUACGAGCUUAAAUUCUCCUUCAAAACUGAGUGGAUGGAAAUCAAGCGGUGGAGACCCUUGUGGAGAGUCUUGGGAAGGGAUCGAAUGCUCAGGCUCAUCUGUGACUCAAAUAAAGUUAUCUGGACUUGAACUUACUGGAUCACUGGGCUAUCAGCUAUCAAACUUGAAAUCUGUCACCUACUUCGAUGUGAGCAAGAACAACCUCAAGAAUGAUAUACCAUACCAGCUUCCUCCUAAUGCAGCUACCUUAGAUCUUUCUAAUAAUGGCUUCACUGGAACUGUGCCCUACUCAAUUUCACAGAUGACUAAACUUCAAAACCUGAAUCUUAAUCAUAAUCAACUCAAUGGACAGUUGACUGAUAUGUUUCAAAAACUCUCUAAACUUAAAACUCUGGAUCUAUCCCACAACUCGAUCUCAGGGAAUCUGCCUCAAAGUUUUUCUGCACUUUCAAGCCUCAGCACAUUGCAUUUGCAAGACAACGAAUUCACCGGUACCAUAGAUGUCCUCGCCAGACUUCCCCUUAAAGAUUUGAAUAUUAAGAACAACGAGUUCACUGGCUGGGUCCCCGAUUCGUUGGAGGGCAUCGAUAACCUGGAAACCGGCGGUAAUGCAUGGUCAUCUGGUCCUGCUCCUCGUGGUAAAUCUGGUUCAGCCCAUAAUAAGGGAAGCGAAAAGGGUAGCAUGAAUGGACUUGCUAUAGCUUUAAUGGUUUUGGCUGCACUGGUUGUAGUUGUACUUCUCAUUAUACUACUUUCAAAUACGAGGUCCUCCCCAUCUUCAAAUUUUCUUGAUGAAGAGAAAGCUAGCCAGCAUACAGCAUUUACUCCCCUUUCAUCACAUGAACUAUCCCAUGACACUCUAGCUUCCAUAAAGAAAGAUUUAAAGGAAACUGAAUCAUUCAAUCUGUCUGGUCCGAUGGAUAUAAAGACAUUGCAAAAAGCUCCUUCCAUGGGUUACAAGCCUCCACCUUCUGUCUUUUCUGAGUCUAUAAAUGACAAUGAGUUUGCAAGCCGUCUGAAUGCUGGAAGAAACACCUCUGUUUGUGCCGUAGCGUUUUCGUUGUCAGAUUUGCAGACGGCUACAGGAAAUUUUGCAUCGGGCCGACUUAUCGGUGAGGGAUCCAUUGGUCGUGUUUACAGGGCCAAAUAUCCUGACGGGAAGGUUUUAGCUGUCAAAAAGAUUGAUUCAUCACUUUUCCAUGGCGCAAAGCAAGAUUUUUCAGAAAUUGUUACAAGCAUCUCGAAAGUUCACCAUCAGAACAUUGCUGAGCUUGUCGGCUAUUGUUCAGAACAAGGGCAUAACAUGUUGAUCUACGAGUAUUUCAGGAAUGGCUCACUUCAUGAUUUCCUGCAUGUGUCAGAUGAAUAUAGCAAACCACUAACUUGGAACACCAGAGUUCGAAUAGCUUUGGGCACGGCUCGAGCUGUCGAGUACCUCCAUGAAAUUUGUUCUCCAUCCUUCAUCCACAAGAACAUCAAGUCAUCUAACAUUUUGCUGGACCUUGACCUCAAUCCACGACUUUGUGACUACGGCCUGGCAAACUUCCAUCAUCGGACGAGCCAAAACCUUGGUGCAGGAUACAAUGCUCCAGAGUGCACUAAGCCUUCAGCUUAUACAAUGAAGAGUGAUGUUUACAGCUUUGGAGUGGUGAUGCUGGAGUUAUUGACUGGUCGGAUGCCUUUUGACAGUUCAAAACCCAAAACCGAACAAUGUCUGGUCCGAUGGGCCACCCCGCAGCUGCAUGACAUUGAUGCAUUGGCAAAAAUGGUGGACCCUGCAUUGCGUGGGCUAUACCCUCCGAAGUCGGUCUCUCGAUUUGCCGACAUCAUUGCCCUCUGUGCACAGGCCGAGCCUGAAUUCCGGCCGCCUAUGUCAGAGGUAGUGCAAGCAUUGGUGCGAUUAGUUCAGCGAUCGAGUAUGAACUUGAGAGACGAUCUUGCAUUAGUGAGAUAUGCACCACCUACUCCCAUGGAUGAAUUCAAGGUGGAGUAA
Molecule: messenger RNA, 2520 nt
Organism: Dovyalis caffra
Lineage: Eukaryota; Viridiplantae; Streptophyta; Magnoliopsida; Malpighiales; Salicaceae
Source: the annotation of a GenBank genome assembly